Nannochloropsis gaditana CCMP526 is the source of this 486-nucleotide messenger RNA. RefSeq lists its product as uncharacterized. The annotation marks the transcript as partial. The record is from RefSeq and is a predicted model, not a curated record. The transcript has a single exon.
AUGGCUCAUCUCUUUGAUAUCCUCCUUGUCGCCCUUCUGGGCUUAGCAAGCAUUCUCACCACCGUCUCUCAAGAUUGUCCAGACCUCUUCCUCAAGGCCAAGGCUAGGCCGAACGCUAAACACAGCAUCCUUGCAGGCAAGGGCCAGGCCAGGCUAACCAUUACCUUGACCAGCAAAGACCCCGUCGACAACUUGGAGUUCCAAGUUAAUCUCCCAAACGGCUUAUCCGUGGAGCGAGUAGCGAUGCGCCCAUCCCCGAAACCCUUUACCUCUCCAGAAAUCGUUAGAAAUGCGGAUGGAACGACUGUGAUCUACUGGCUCAACAUUGCAUUCGCCAAAAGUAAGGGCGGGAAACGCCGCUUCCGCGUCAAGGUGAAGGCUGAUGACUGCGCCCCUGAGUCAUUACGGUUGAAUGCUUUUGCCUAUACAGUAAAUGGCACAGGAGCCUCAUGCAUCACACCACUGGCCAAGUCCGCAACAGUAAAC